UAUACGUACUAUAUUGACUUGUCUACAUUUAUGGUAAUAUUUUUUUGAAAAACUUUCAUUUUCUCGAAGUUCUUACGAAAAAGAAUAAUGGACAUCAGUUGUAAGAUCUGUAAACACGCAUCAGGUGAUGACUUUAAACAGAUUGCCCAUUUGAAAACUUCUGGUUUAGUAAUAUAUGUUUAUUACGUUGAUUCAAAGCAACAAAAAGCGUACGAUGAAUAUAGUUUAAAUAACAUAAUUUUACACAACACCAGCAAUAAGAAUCUUAAAAGGUUGGAUUAUAUCAUGGAGCUAUGCCAAUAUAGAACCAAAUGUUUUAAAUGUAAAAUGCUUAUUCAACGAAUCCGAAAUGCUAUAGAUGAAACAUCUAUAAUAAAUAAAAACGAAGUUAUGGGAGUGUGCGAUUAUUGUAAACGCUCGAACCAAAAACAUCAAUGUCAGAGAUGCCAAUAUAUAAUAGAAAAGUUCCUUCAGAAUAAAGUCGCAGAGCGUACUAAUCGUGAAGAGCAGUUGAGGUUAUGGAUAUCAAAGAUACAAAGUAGUUUUAUUUCGCUAUUUGGAGAAAAUGUUAUUUGUAAACAUAAUAAUUAUUUGGAAAAUGUAUCAAAGACAAAGUUUUCUAAGUUAUUAAGCUUAAUGAAUUCGCCAUCUUCAAUGAGACAACCCAAAAUAGAAGAAUUUCCACAGUUAUUUGGUCUAUCAGAAGCUGGACUUGAUGUAAAUGAAAGAAAAAAAGUUAUAGAAGAUUUAGUUACCAAAUUUAAAAAUAGUUUUGAUAAUAAUCCUGAAUUAGAUUUAAGUACUUCCUCGUCAUCAGAAAGCGAAUGUAUUUGUAAAUAUUUUGGAAAAAGUAAGACUGAUGAAGAUCUGGAUAAAUUAAGUGUAAUUUCGGCUCCAAAAGAGAAGGCUUCUUUAAAUAUAUUGCCAGCGGUCAAGGAAAAAGAAACUAAAUCAAAAAUUACAACGACUACGGAUGAAAAUCAAAAACAAAAUGAUAAUAAAACUACAAAGUCUAUUAAAUCUACUAAACACAGUACCGAUACGAAAUCACAAUUAAAAGAACGACCGUCCAAAACGAACAAAAAAGUUGAACCGGCCGACACGCAAGACCAGGAAGAAAAGAAACAAAGAAAAACUCAGCGAAAGGAUAGCAAUACUCCUGUUAGUAAAAAAAAGCGUAAUUCUGAGUAUCUACAGAUGUUGGAAUUAUUAAAAGAAAAAGAAAGAGAAAGAAAUAAAAAUAUGAACCUACUUAAAAAAGAAAAGGUGCCUACUUUGCCUGAAAUAAAAGAUUUACCUGUCUUAAAUAAAAAAGCUGUAGUUAAAGAUGAAAAUGUCGAUUCUCAAUAUUCCGAGAGUAUAUUGGAAUGUAAAGAUAACCGUUCAGUUACUGGUAAUAAAGUGAUCAGAGGAAAUAAAAUAAUCCAUUGUGAUCCUCAUGUUCGUCAUACUGAAGAAACCUUGCAACUGCCAAUGCUAUAUAACGUUAAAAUAGAUUUGACAACACCAAAAUAUAUAAAGGAAUCUUCUUUAUCAACUGCCUAUGAAGACAAAAAUAAAAAGCAAAUGAUAGUAGAAGAUGGUAUUGGUUCUGGAGUUAUAAGAUAUGAAUUGUCUAAUCGGGAGUUCAUUGACAAGGGUUGGACAAAAUUGCCUACAAAUAAAGUAAUGCGUCGGAUGAACAUUUAUAAAAUGUUACCGGCAUCAAUGUCUGCAGAUUGGUUCAAAUUAUUCAAAAAUAGUAAAUCCUUAUUCUAUGACACCGGAGAAAAGUUAGCUGAAAUAUAUGAUAACGGAAGUGGACGAUGGUUUUAUAAGGACGGAAAUGUUGCUCUGGACGUUCAGAAAGAGAAAGGGGCUGAAAUGGUAAGGCGUUAUAUUGUGUACAGUUCCGUCGAAGCUGCAAAUGUUUGUAAGAAUGAACCCAUUACAAUUCUAGCGUGCUUCGACUAUCUCGGGAAUGGUGUGAUAUACGAUCAUAAGGGCAAUGUCAGGUUGAAGUAUAACCAAUCCGAGGGCCUCGUGCUUGAUAAAAACAUUGCCCCAUUGGGUCGAUGGAAAUGGCAUUCACUAAACGAUCCUCCUGUUUUACAGCGUGUUUUUAUUAACACGUACGAUAAAUUUGAUAAUACGGAAUACAUCGAGGAUGAUUCGGUUGGAGCUCUAAAGCCUCUAAAUGAAGACAUGAUUGCCAUUGAAUUAGAUAAUUUUUUGAAGGAAAAAGCUCAUAAAUUGUUGCAAGAGUUUAAACCAUUUCAGAUAAGAAUGAAAAUUAUGAAGCUUAAUAACUUCUUUUCGUUAAGAAUUAUUGAUCAGACAAAUAUUUUCCUUCUGUUCCGCUGUGACAGGGCUUUUUUGAGAAUAAACAUCGGAAUGUUGUUAAAGAAUGACGAAAUAAUCGAUACCGACAUUGCGGAAGUUUCAGAUGUUUCCACUCCAUAUUGCAAUAAUCGUCCUAAAUCUCCAAGUUUAAUUAAUAUACAAAAGACCCUCAAUAACGUAAGAAGCUAUUAUAGUAGUUCUAAGAGACGUAAAUAAACAUUUAGAUAUAAAGGUUUAUGGACAAGAAAGAAAAUAAUAUAAUUCAUAGCAUAAUGGGAGGCGGUAUUUGUAAUAUUUUUUUUGUAAGAAUUUCUUAUAUUUUUUAAAUAUUUUAAGUGUUUGGUAGUAUAUUAAAGUUUAAUUAUUUAUUUUGUUUUUUUUUUUUUACUUUCGCUUCACUGAUAGACCGGAAAGCGUUAUUCCGUGAGAUAAGUUCAAUUUGGCACUGUACACCAUGUUGGGCGCUAUUUAUCAUCGACGGAUCGAUACUAGAACAAUGGAGUUUGCUUUUGUUUCAUUCUGCAGGCUACUACGAUCGCUUUUUAAAAAAAAUAACUGGAGACUGAGUUCUUUUGUUACCAUUUUAAUAAUGUCCAAGUGAUUCUAGAUGAAUGUAAAAUUUUUGAAGUAUUAAGGCUCUAGUUUUUAUGCCUUGGCUUACUAAAUUAUAUUAAUGCACUUAUUUAUACAGACGUAUUUAGUAAUUUAAAAGUCUAUCUAUCAA
Danaus plexippus (monarch butterfly) is the source of this 3046-nucleotide messenger RNA. RefSeq lists its product as uncharacterized. Lineage: Eukaryota; Metazoa; Arthropoda; Insecta; Lepidoptera; Nymphalidae. The transcript is spliced from 8 exons. The coding region runs from base 88 to 2538 and encodes 816 amino acids. The record is from RefSeq and is a predicted model, not a curated record.